This is a messenger RNA of Gymnodraco acuticeps, 956 nucleotides long. RefSeq names its product PHD finger protein Alfin1-like. Gene Ontology annotation, biological process: proteolysis. The record is from RefSeq and is a predicted model, not a curated record. Bases 195 to 767 code for a protein of 190 amino acids. Gene Ontology annotation, molecular function: cysteine-type peptidase activity. Lineage: Eukaryota; Metazoa; Chordata; Actinopteri; Perciformes; Bathydraconidae. The transcript is spliced from 6 exons.
CAAAAUAAAAGUGUCACAUUCAUGAAACUUGCUCCAUUUAUUGGUACCAGUCCUAGAACCAUACCCAGAAAAAUCAACCAGCGCAAUGACGGUCAAGCAGCUGUUAUUGACAGCUACGCUAUGACCGCCAUCUGGAAACACACAUUUGGAAGAAUCCGGGUAUGUACAUGAUUGGAAUAACUUUGCUUUUGUAAAUGUUGCAAAUGUGCAUUUUUCAACAGGAAUGUAAUACUUGUGCAACUACUCUCAGGUUGAUCCAAUGGCACACAGUCAUCGUGGGAAUUGUGAACGAGAACCAUCAUUGGAUGUUGGUGGUAAUGUACCCCCAUGAGAAGAAAACCCUCUUCUUGGAUCCACUUGGAGAAGGGAAAGGCAAAACGAAGGUGUGCCUGCAGUCUACAAGAGCCUUUAUGAGGAUGAAAGGCUGCAAGGUGUCAAGAUGGACAUGCAGCACCCUCCCCCAUAAUCGCCAACAAGACAGCACAUCCUGUGGUGUCCUGGCCUUAAAAUUUGCAGAGAAGAUUUUACUGGGGGAGUCAAUUGAGUUUGAAAGCUCACAGAAGGCAGUGCACGAGCUGAGGCUGGACAUUGCUACUUCUCUCCUCAGAGAAUCUGAUGAUCUAAGCAGGCUUUGCUUUUACUGCGGGAUGGAGGAGCAGGAUGAAGAACAUUGGAUUUGCUGUGACAUUUGUCAGCAGUGGUACCACCACCAAUGUGUACAAAGGCCGCCAGUUGAUCAACCGUACUUGUGCCCUGGAUGCACAUAAUGCCCCGAAGGAACCAUCAUUAACUGUCCACUGUCAUUUCAACCAAUGCAACUAUUGUUUGGCCUGUCAUAAAAUGCACCCCACCCCAAAAGAGGUUUCUAUGAAUCCCACCGUCAAGCAUUUUUCAGGGUAUGGUUCUAGGACUGGUACCAAUAAAUGGAGCAAGUUUCAUGAAUGUGACACUUUUAU